AGGGCAUUGUAGUAAGGCCAGGAAGGUGACUCCUAUUUACACCUCAGCGAGAUUGCAGUGGACAUGACCCAUUAAAGAAGGGAAAGUCCUGGGCCUCACGGCUCUAGAGUCGGCAGCUAUAGGCUUUUGCCUGCAGACAGUUGUCCAGGAGCAUCCCAGGUUGGAGACUCUGCCACCUGACCUAUUGGGACUCUGCCUUUGCUACACCAGCACCAUGAAGCUCCAGGCAUUCUGGACUGGCUUGGAAUAUACCUGCAGGCUCCUAGGCAUCACCACCGCUGCAGUGCUGAUCGGCGUGGGCACCGAGACUUUCCUCCGGGGACAAUUCACAAGCUUGGCUUUCUAUUUGCUGUUUACAGGAACUGCCCUCUCUGUGUGUGAAGGUGCCUACUUCGUGGCUCAGCUGCUGGCCAUUUGUUUCCAGUGUCAGCCAGGUUCUCUGGCUUACUGGGCAAGAAAAAAGGCCAACUGGCUGGGCUGCUUCCAAAAAUUUCUAGCCUAUCUGCUAUUAUCCGUGGCCUGCUUUCUCCAUCCAGUUCUCAUCUGGCAUGUGACAAUUCCAGGUUCAAUGCUCAUCAUCACUGGCCUGGCCUACUUCCUGCUGAGCAAGCGCAAGAAGACUCAAGCAGCCCCUCAGGGGCCGUCCUCCCCAGAGCACUACACUGAUCCCUCCAGCGACACUGUGAGCGCUACUGGCUCUGGGAGCACUGAGCACACCUACACCUUCCAUGGGGUCAUCAAGGAGGGGACGGACUCCUUCUUCACACACAUGAAGAGCAUCUUGAAAAGUACCAAAAAGGGCACCUGCCCGCCCCCAGACACCUUGAUGGAACUAAGCCUGGAGCCCACAGACACCCUGUCCAAGAAGAAGCAGGUGCAUUUUAAGGAAAAUAUGGUCAGGAUCAUCCCAUCACUUGCUGAGGACCUGAGUGAUAGAGAGAGUGAGUCAGAUGAGACCACCUUAGACACCAUCCCCAUCAUCCCUCCACCUCAUGUUCCGCACUUCAUGUCCUCACUCACAGCCACAGGCCUCUUCUAAGGCACUUCCUGCCCCAGCAGCACUGACUAGGAGGAGUCUCCGCAGAGCAAUGGCCCUUGCAGUUUCCAAAUAUGUGAGGCUCCAGAGAAAGCUUCAAGUCUCUCUAGAGCAGCUCUAGAAUGAAUGACCAAAGAGCCCACUGUGGCAGGGCGUCCAUGGCGGGGCAUCUAUGCCACGACAUGCCACUAGUCCUGUGAAGUCCCCAAGAGAAGCACAAGUAAGACUCUCGCUGCCUCAGGGCAGUGCAAGCACCUCCCUCUUGGACAAUGAGUAUAGAAAUUCUUCACUUUUCUAAAGAAGACCAUGACCCCCCCUCUACACAAGGAUGCAAGGCGAUUUCUUUAGCCACAGAAGGGCAGAUGACUCAACCUUAGUAGAUGCCACUGGGCUUCUCUUGAUCCUGAUACAGAAUUCCUCAUUCACUAAGAUCUUAUCAUGUAUCCUAUCUCUGACAUGAAGUUUCGUCUUUGAAGGUCCAGAGAUAUAUUGGCCACUUAAGCACCUCAAAGACUGUUGUUUAAGGUGGCUAUAGAUGUCAGUCGGGGUUACUUGGAAUCGGGAGGGAGGACACAAACCCCACUAAAGGGGGAGGAGCAGAGCCAGUAGAGGCAGCAGGAAGAGUUCCAGAGGCAUUCAGAGAACAAACAGUCUUUGUUCACAGAGAGGAAUGCCAGACAAGUGAGUCAAGUUCUAGAACAUGUACGAAGGCUCUCUGCAACCUUGUCAAAGGAUGCUUUCAAGAUUCCAAGUAGAUGACAUAAACUAGAUCAAACUGAAAAGCCUAAAAGCUUAUGGCAAUCUUCAGGACCCAGUGCCUGCUGUGUGCCCAGCCCUGGAAACACAGAAUGCCUUAAGAUCCAUACAACUCAGAGAAGGGACGGCAAUGUUUAGGGACGUGACAGUGGACAACAGAUAGAUGGUUUUCAAAUUGAGGGGAAGGGAAGAAUACAGCAAGCUACCAGGCAAGCUCUGCCUUGUGACUACAGAAAAGAGACCAUCACUUCUUAAUGAGCAAAGAAGUAAAUUAUUAUCAGUAAGAUAUUCCAAAAUAAUGGGACCUGCAACAACGUUUUUACUUCUAAAAAUUAUACUUUGCCUCAUGAUAUUGUUUCAAGGAAAAGCACCUUCUUCUUCAUGGCAAUUUCAAUUAAUGAGCCAGCAUAAGAAGAUGCUGUUACAUGACCAGAUGUGUGUGAGCAAACACCAGGAUGGCUUGGAGGACGUACAUAUGCUAUGGUUGAGAUAAAAUGCCAUGUUUAAUCUUGUAGACUUUUCAGUAUAUUCUACAAGUUAUCUUGAAAAUGUGUAGAAAUAAUGGCUAACCAGAAGCUGUCGGGCUGCUGUCUAAGUGCAGGAGAUAUUCCAGAUAAGCAGAAAAUCGAAUCAGAAAAGGCAAAGAAAUGCUUCCCCAUACAUCUCUGAUUGUGCAAGUAGCAGAAAAGAUAGGCCCAGAGUCAGAAUCCACAGGCAAGGAGGCUGAGAAAUAAACAAUGUGCUUUAGCAGAA
This is a messenger RNA of Echinops telfairi (small Madagascar hedgehog), 2545 nucleotides long. RefSeq names its product transmembrane protein 72 (gene TMEM72). The record is from RefSeq and is a predicted model, not a curated record. The transcript has 5 exons. NCBI's taxonomy places the organism in Eukaryota, Metazoa, Chordata, Mammalia, Afrosoricida, Tenrecidae. The coding region runs from base 215 to 1039 and encodes 274 amino acids.